Messenger RNA from Lucilia cuprina (Australian sheep blowfly), 2902 nucleotides. Its product is annotated as golgin subfamily A member 6-like protein 22. The coding region runs from base 147 to 2213 and encodes 688 amino acids. The record is from RefSeq and is a predicted model, not a curated record. NCBI's taxonomy places the organism in Eukaryota, Metazoa, Arthropoda, Insecta, Diptera, Calliphoridae. The transcript is spliced from 2 exons.
AAAUAUUGAAGCAUUUAAGCUGCAUAAUUCAGUUUAAACUUAACACGAACAGCAAACGGAUUAUAACGGAAUACGUCGCCAGGUAAAGCGGAAGCAACUCACACACACAUAUUUUCAGCAAAACAAAACUUCAAAAGGAUACAAUUAUGAAGUUACUGCAAAUCGGUCUACCGGUGCUAUUGAUUUUGCUACUCUUCGCCGACAAUACGCUUGCCAAAAGGCGAAGGAACGAUAAUUCGAAUACUGAAGAGAAUGAAUACGAUGUUCAUCAUCACAACUAUGACGAGCAAGAAAUUUAUACAUCUAGUAAAGAUUUAAAUGCCCAAGAAUCUGGCAAGAUAGAAGUUAAGGUUCAUCCUGACUCAAAUGCCAAUGCGCCACGAGGCAAACGUGGUUCACAAAGGUUUCGACAAACAGCUUUAAUUAAACCUGUAAAUCGUCGCAAAAAACAUGUUAUUCUAAAGUUGCAACCCCGACAUAAAAGACCUGUUCAUAACCAGGUCACCGAGAAUAUUAAAAAUAUUCAAAACUCACCUAGUGAAGAGGUAAAGGUAUAUCAUACCUUUGAAGAGACUCACGAACAUAUCGAAGAGAAAGAAGAAACUCCUGCAGAUAAAAAUGAAAAAACGGCAGACAGUCAAACAGCCGAAUCCACAGAACAACUUGAAUUUCAAGCUGAACAAAAAUUUAAUGAACCCAUAACGGAAGAAACACAAAAUUUUCACUCAGAAGAGGAAAAACAUAAGAAAGUCAAGGUAAAACAUCACCACCACCAUCAUCAUCACAAUCAUGUGAAAGAAAUCAUUAAGAAAGUACCGGAACCAUAUCCAGUGGAGAAGAUCGUUCAUGUUCCCGUAGAGAAGAUUAUCGAAAAAAUUGUACAUGUGCCAAAGCCAUAUCCUGUUGAGAAAAUCAUUAAAGUUCCAGUCGAAAAACUAAUACACGUACCCAAACCAUAUUCGGUUGAGAAGAUUGUAGAGAAAAAAGUACCAUAUCCAGUAGAGAAAAUAGUUGAAAAAAUUGUAGAGAAAAAGGUACCAUAUCCAGUGGAAAAAAUCGUUCAUGUACCGGUCGAAAAGAUUGUCGAGAAAAUUGUUCAUAUUCCCAAACCAUAUCCAGUUGAAAAAAUUGUGGAGAAGAUUGUACACGUGCCGGUCGAAAAGAUUGUGGAGAAAAAGGUACCCUAUCCAGUAGAGAAAAGAGUACCAUAUGCAGUUGAAAAAAUAGUCCAUGUUCCCGUAGAGAAAAUAGUAGAAAAAAUUGUCCAUGUUCCGAAACCGUAUCCAGUGGAAAAGAUAGUAAAUCAAGUUGUUGCCGUACCAAGACCAUAUCCUGUGGUACAACGUGUCCCUUAUCCCGUGGAAGUUAAGGUACCUAUUCACGUUGAAAAGCCAGUUCCAUAUCCAGUGGAAAAGGUAGUACCUGCCCCAUAUAAGGUGGAAGUAGAAAAGAAAGUUCCGGUUUACAUACAAUCAAAAGGACCAAAUGAGCAGCACAACGAUGACGACUUCGUUGAUCAUGAACAUAAAGGUUACGAGCACAGCCACGAAAUAGAGCAUUACAAUCAUCAUGCGCAUGACUUGUCCGUUUUUCCAUCAAACCACAAGCCCAAAGUAACCAGUCAUCACAAAAAUGAAGCCCAAAAACAAUCAUCUGCUAUUCGUGCGGAGUUGCUGCAGCAACAAAUUCAUAAUUUUGGUUACAAAAAACAACAAGAACAACAUCAGCAGCAGCAAUUGCAAAAUCAACAAAUUCAACAACAACAGCAGCAGAAAAUUCAACAACAACAGCAAGAAAUUAAACAGUUGCAACACCAACAGCAGCAGCAACAUCAACAAAUACACCAUCAACAGCAGCAACUUCAACAAGAACAGCAGCAUCAUCAUCAGGUGCAACAUCACUUGCAGCAACAACAAAAUUCUUUAUCGAUAUCUCAUGAACUCUGCCACCAAGAAAGCCGCAACCAAGAAGUGGCAGUUCCGCCCAAAACAAAUCCAAAAUUCCAAAUAAAUGUUCCAGAUGUUGAACCUGCUGCAAGCGAGACCGUAUCUGUGUCGGUGCCGUAUUCGGAUAUGCAAACGCAAGCGUCGACCAAUUCCUACCAAGUUGUGUCGCCGUUACAACCAAUUGCGUUGCCUCUUCAAUUCUUCCAAUAUCAUCAUAUGCCCUUUCAGCAACCUCUCGGUUUCUCUUUAGCAGCGCCAGACAAUUAAGCCUUCAGAAUUAUGAAAAUUCAUUACAGACUUUAUACUUGUCCGACGAAGUUUUUAGUUUAAAUAAUUAUAAAUUUAAGUAUUAUAUAAGUAUAUGUAUCUGAAAUAGUGUAAAUUUUUUUAAUUCACCUUACAAGUCGUAUUCAAAAAUAUAUCGCUGUCAUGGGUAUAUUAAAAAAUAUAACAAAAUAUUGUUUUUUUUUUUUUUUCAUUGAUUAAAAACUUUUCAAGUUAUUGCAAAUUCCCUAGGCCACAGUACAUAAAUUCGAAAUGUGACAAAAAAAAAAUUAUUUAUAUUUGAGAUGUAUUCUAAAAAAACAUUUUUAAACUUUAAAUAUACUAAUAAUUACUCGAAUAGUUUAGUCCGUAUAUGAUAACGCGUACUUUUUGGUCAAAAAAGUUUGAUUUUUUCAACGACCGUUUCAAAUCUCCAAUUUCAGUUUUUAUGAAACUUUGUUAAACUAAUUUUAAAAUUUUUGGAAGAUCUCAUGGGGAUUUAUGGAUAACAGAUAAGUGACUAAAACGUUGAAAAAAAUUAGAUAAAUAACUCUUACAGUUUAGGUGAACCUGCGAUUUGAACUCUGCGGAUUUCGGAAAAAUCGCAUUUUUGUAAAAUUUUAGAAAAUUCGUAUUAAUUAUUAACUGUUGCACACAUUAAACAAAGUAUUUUCAGAGUAUUUAAGAUCAGA